This is a messenger RNA of Arachis stenosperma, 756 nucleotides long. RefSeq names its product PLASMODESMATA CALLOSE-BINDING PROTEIN 3-like. The record is from RefSeq and is a predicted model, not a curated record. Lineage: Eukaryota; Viridiplantae; Streptophyta; Magnoliopsida; Fabales; Fabaceae. Bases 38 to 586 code for a protein of 182 amino acids. The transcript has 3 exons.
UCCACCAUCGUCAAAGCUUCACAUUAUUUCCUUGCUGAUGAUGCUGUUAAUGGUGACCACCAUGAUGAACAACAAUGUGAGUGGCCAAGCAACAUGGUGUGUAGCUAGAAGUGAUGCAUCCAACCAGGCCCUGCAAACUGCACUGGACUAUGCAUGUGGUUCCGGUGCAGAUUGCUUUCCUCUUCAAGCCAAUGGCCUUUGCUUCCUUCCUAACACUAUCCAAGCCCAUGCUUCUUACGCCUUCAACAGUUACUACCAGCGAAGGGGAAGAGCUCCUGGUUCCUGUGAUUUUGCUGGCACUGCCACCAUUGCUCAAAGCGAUCCCAGCUAUGGAUCUUGCGUGUACCCAUCUUCUGGAAGCACUGCUGGAGGGGGAAAUACACCAAGCACAACACCUGCAUUCAACAACCCGAACGUGCCGUCUCCUACAACAACAACACCAAUAUACGGCGGGGGCAACACCGGUGGGCUAACGCCGGGAAUGAACACGCCGUUCCCCGACAAUUCUAGGGCAGCAUCAGAGGCAACAGCCACAUGGUUUGUAGGGUUGUUUUCCUCCCUUCUCAUUCUAGCCAUAUGCAUAUGAUGAUGAUCUUUGGUGAGAAUAGGAAGGUUACAGUUUUGUCAGGGGUUAAAAAGGGGAGCCUUUUGAUGUUUAUAACCUUGCUUUAAUGCAAUUUCAUAUUUUAAACAUCCUUUGUAUAAGGUUAUAAACAUUGCUGGAUGGGGGCAUUGUUAUCCACCAGGGAAGGAAGG